AGUUCAGAUGUACAAAUGUGGGGACUGGAAAAAAACAGCCCUUUGGUCAAUUUGCUGCGGUGCUCGAAGAAUCUUUACUGGCUUCAAAUCUGCGAAGAUGAGAACACAUUUUAUCUUAGUGGGUCUGCUCUAUCUCUGUGGGGUCUCCAUUAGUCAAGAGUGUCGUACGAAGCUUCGGGAGAACAUGAAUUACGUGGGAUCAUACAUAACAUCCCUCUACUCUCCUGACGUUGAGCAUUGUCAGCAGUUGUGCACCCAGCACCCCUCCUGCCUCUUCUUCACCUUUGACCAGAGUGGCAGAAAUAAGCACUUCUACUGCUACCUCAAGUCCUCUCCCUCUGGACAACCUGAUGUUCGGCGUCGACGGCAGGGUGUCACCUCUGGCUUUUCUCUCAAACCCUGCACCCCAGUCCCAGAGCCUUGCCUGUCUCAGGUGUACCAGAAUGUGGACUUCCCAGGUGCAGACUACGAGACCUUGUUCACAGCAGACUAUGAGGAGUGUCAGAGAGCCUGCACACAUGACCCUACCUGUCACUUCUUUACCUUUAACAAUGGAAACUUUACAUCAGGAGAAUAUAGAUAUAAGUGCCAACUUAAAUUCAGCUGGACAGUGCCAAGGAUUGCUCGGCUUGAGGCGAAGGCUGGUUUAGUGUCCGGAUUCUCCCACAAAAUACAAAUAAGUCAACAGUAUGACACAGCAUGUCCGACCACAUUAUUUCUGAAUACUGAUAUCCCAGGAAAUGAAAUGGACAAUCUGCCUGCUGCCUCUCCUGAACACUGUCACACCUUGUGCACUGCUCAUCCACAAUGUACCUGCUUCUCUUAUACCAGACUGGGUUAAGAAGCAUCAUGCAGGAGUAGAUUUCUGGGGUUCUGACUUUUGCGAUUUGCGGGCGGAUGAUGCAGAGGCGUGCCAGAGGUCUUGUACUGAGGAUCCCAACUGCCAGUUCUUCACCUAUGUCGAUGAGAGUUUCCCUUGGCCUCCACACAGACACAUAUGUUAUCUCAAGCGCGUCAUCGCCAUGCCUGCUCCUCCUAAAGUUACCAAGCUGGCCGAUGUUGUGUCUGGAUUCUCCCUGAAGAACUGUGUGAACAGCGUUCUACAGACACUCUCUGAGACAGAAACUGAACUCCCAUAAUCCAAUAAAAGAUUCAGCACUAUA
Molecule: messenger RNA, 1163 nt
Organism: Sebastes umbrosus (honeycomb rockfish)
Lineage: Eukaryota; Metazoa; Chordata; Actinopteri; Perciformes; Sebastidae
Product: coagulation factor XI-like
Exons: 8
Coding region: 8-841 (277 amino acids)
Biological process (GO): proteolysis
Cellular component (GO): extracellular region
Molecular function (GO): protein binding
Source: RefSeq, a predicted model, not a curated record